Messenger RNA from Elgaria multicarinata webbii, 5874 nucleotides. RefSeq names its product activin A receptor type 1B (gene ACVR1B). The record is from RefSeq and is a predicted model, not a curated record. Gene Ontology annotation, biological process: activin receptor signaling pathway; nervous system development; cellular response to growth factor stimulus. Gene Ontology annotation, cellular component: activin receptor complex; plasma membrane. Bases 20 to 1546 code for a protein of 508 amino acids. Lineage: Eukaryota; Metazoa; Chordata; Lepidosauria; Squamata; Anguidae. Gene Ontology annotation, molecular function: activin receptor activity, type I; activin binding; ATP binding. The transcript is spliced from 9 exons.
CUGUCGCGAGGCCGUUACCAUGGCGGGGGGUUCGGCUCGCGCUACUUUCCGCCCGCUCCCCCCGCCCGCUGGGCUGGCGUUGCUGGUGCUGGUGGUCGGGGGCCAACGGGGGGCCCAAGCUUUAUUGUGCAUGUGCUCUGACUGCAACCAGUCUAAUGCCACAUGUGAAACAGAUGGUGCCUGCAUGGUCUCAAUAACAAACUUGAAUGGGGAGAAGCAUUACGCCCGAACCUGUAUCCCUGAAGUGAAACUGGUUCCUCCUGGAAAACCCUUCUUCUGCCUGAGUUCAGAAAAUGUGCUCAACACACGUUGCUGCUACUCUGACUACUGUAACAAAAUUGAUCUUAUUGCACCCAGUGGACAAAUGAAAGAUGAUGAAACUCCUUCCAGCUGGGGGCCUGUGGAGCUGGUGGCUGUGAUUGCAGGACCGGUCUUCCUUGUGUUUGUUAUUAUGAUCAUAGUAGUUUUUAUCUUUCACCACCACCAACGAGUAUACCACAAUCGUCAACGGUUGGAUAUGGAAGACCCAUCUUGUGAAAUGUGCCUAUCCAAGGACAAAACUCUGCAAGAUCUAGUGUAUGAUCUGUCUACCUCUGGCUCUGGCUCAGGUUUGCCACUCUUUGUCCAGCGCACUGUGGCUCGAACAAUUGUCCUGCAGGAAAUCAUUGGCAAAGGUCGUUUUGGGGAAGUGUGGCGUGGUCGGUGGCGUGGUGGCGACGUAGCUGUGAAAAUCUUUUCUUCACGGGAAGAGCGAUCCUGGUUCAGGGAGGCUGAGAUCUAUCAGACAGUCAUGUUGCGCCACGAGAAUAUUCUGGGAUUUAUUGCUGCAGACAACAAAGAUAAUGGCACUUGGACCCAGUUGUGGUUGGUCUCUGAUUACCAUGAGCAUGGCUCUCUGUUUGAUUACCUCAACCGAUAUACUGUAACUAUUGAGGGGAUGAUUAAAUUGGCUCUGUCUGCUGCCAGCGGACUGGCACAUCUACAUAUGGAAAUUGUGGGCACCCAAGGAAAACCUGGGAUUGCACACCGGGACUUGAAAUCCAAGAACAUACUGGUGAAGAAGAAUGGAACAUGUGCCAUUGCAGACCUGGGUCUGGCUGUCCGCCACGACUCUGUUACUGAUACAAUAGACAUUGCACCCAAUCAGAGGGUUGGAACAAAACGUUACAUGGCUCCUGAGGUUCUUGAUGAAACAAUAAACAUGAAGCAUUUUGAUUCGUUUAAAUGUGCUGAUAUCUACGCCUUGGGCCUAGUCUAUUGGGAAAUUGCUCGCAGAUGCAACUCAGGAGGUAUCCAUGAAGAAUAUCAGCUUCCAUACUAUGAUCUUGUGCCCUCUGACCCCUCCAUUGAAGAAAUGCGUAAGGUCGUAUGUGAUCAGAAGUUGCGGCCUAACAUUCCCAACUGGUGGCAGAGUUAUGAGGCUUUGAGAGUAAUGGGCAAAAUGAUGCGAGAGUGCUGGUAUGCUAACGGGGCUGCACGACUAACAGCUUUGCGAAUCAAGAAAACUCUCUCUCAGCUCAGUGUCCAGGAAGAUGUGAAAAUUUAGUCUGCAAACCCCAUCUUGAGGAAAUUGCACAAAAGCUGCCAUGCUAGAAUUGAUAUGUGGUGGAGAAGGCCUACCUCGAAUUUCUACACAGCCUGCUGCUAUCAACUGGACAACAUGGCCUGCAGGUGGUUAGGUGAGGGGGCUGGACUUCACAGACUUAGCUCUCUUCCUGGUUUGGGAGUGAAAUACAUCUUUUUCUAAACCCCUCCUGUGAGCAUAAAGAGGGGCUUGUAUAGAGAGAUGUUGGCCACAACUGUAACCUUUGUUUCUCUGAUGGAAAUCCCUGUAAAUUCUACUGAUGUGCUGGUUGGGGAAAGCUUUGUGGCUUGGGAGAGGAAAAGACUUUCUCAUGAAUGGAAAGGGGGGCUUGAGGACUGACAUGUACACACAGAAGCCUUGUUUACUCCCCCCCCCUCCACGCCGGUCUCGCCGUGUGAAGCUCCUGGCCCUUUUCUAGCUUGACAGGUCCUAAGCCAGUGCAACCAUUAGUGUUCAACAGUGUGUGCAUGUGCAAAGGUACGUGUCCCUCUGCCCCUUUGGUAUGUAUUGUGUCCACUUGUGCUCCUGUGCAUGUGAAAAUGUAGAACGUCCUCUUGUGAAGUGCAGGUGCUGGUGCCCUCUUUGUCAACUAGUUGAUCAUUAGCUGUCUAUCUUCUCACUAGGGAGGGGUAGAGGUCUGCCCUGCCAGUUGUUAGACCUAACAGGGCACCACACAAAUUGUCUCACUGCCAUUCUUCCCCUUUUUUUAAAACAGGGAAUUUGUUGUUGUUGUUAUUUAGUUUCAAGAUCCCCCUGUAAUGGUAAUGCUAGGUAGCAACCAUGGCCCAGCAAGCAGAGCAAUCUGCAGAAGGAAUCAAUGUCAGCUGAAAUUGGUUCUCGCUCUGGUUGAAGGAAGAAAGGCAAAAGAAAGGCUGGGGAAAGAGGUUGACGGUCUAGGAGCAUUUCCCUUGUGUUUUUCAAGGUGCCUUUGGCAGAGCGAAAGAUCUAUGGGUAAAUAUGCAUUCAGAGACUUCCUGGCAAGAUUUGCCCCUUUAGGAAUGAUGACUGCAAAAUGAUUUUUUUAACAGAAAACAUGUAUGUGGAGUGUGUGUGUGUGUUUGUAUGUAUGUAUACUCAUACAUACACACACAUAUACAUACAUAUAGUCUCCCAUAUUCUGGAAGAGACAGCGUGUCACUUGGGGAGGGGGGACAUUGGGAAUGAAUUAACUGCAUGCAUUUUGUUUCAGUUAAAUGAUCAGGGUGUAGCAAGACUGACUUGGCUGUUACAUUUGCUUUGGGAACAGCCUGAGACUGUAUUACAAUGCAAAUAAUGCAUUGAAAACUCCAUUGUAUGUGGGUUGGGUUGGGUGUUUGUGAUAACUCCUGAAGCCAUAACUUUUAACUGGAGUAGUUUGAUCAUUAUUUUUAAUUCUUAUUUUAAUGGGAGGGUCUGGAUUUUAACUUUUUUUACUAUUCUUUAUAAGAGAAGUAAAAUUGAUAAUUACCUCUCAUUCUGUUUAUAAAGAAAUCACUGCAAAAAAAACCUGAAAAAAUGCACACAGCUCAAUUUUACACUGGAACUGUUUCUACUCGAACCAUGAGCCCUGACUUCCAAGGGGGAGGCGUUGUCUUCUCUCUGAGACAGGGCUUUUUUUAAAAGAAUAUAAAACAUGAUGUGUUUGCUGUCUGUGGGUGUUUGUCACUUUGUCUGUCUCUCUUCCUCCCCUCCCUCAGUCCCUUCUCUUAUCCUUAACUGUGUCAAUGUGUAACACUGAAGAGUUGUUGCAUUGUGAAUUGGAGUCAAUUUUACAUGCUCCGUUUUGUUUGAAAUAAGCUGUUGCUUCCUCUAAGGCUGUUUUUGAAAAUCUCAGGCGUUCUUAUUCAUGAAAGAAGAUUUGGAAUCUGUGCUUCUGAUUGUAAAACUUGCCUUCCUUUGUGAUUUUGUUCAGAUCGUUUCUGAGCCAGAGGCUACCACCCAUCUCUAGCUAAGGGGUGCAGUUUACUAAAAUCGUCCCUAUAUCUCAGAUUUAAGAUGAAACCUUGAAGUUUAUGUAGAUCAUGUAUUCCUAUGUAAGAGAAAUGGCAUCUACAUUGGUAGCUGAGGAUAGUAUAUCACAAAGGUUGAAAUUUCGGAAUCAGGUAAUAGGAGAUGUGCAUAAUUCCAUUGUUGAGUCCCCCUUGAUUAAAAACAAAACAUAAACCUUCUUGUUAUGGAUAGUUUGGAGAGUUGUAGUGGCUGUGAAAUUAAUUUGGUGCUGAAAGGGCAAUCCUUCUCAUAGGUAUAUUACCCCAAGAAGUAUUUUUCCCAGAACACAUGUCCUGUUUCUGUUGUACACAUUACCUUUAUGAUAUUGUAAGCUGAGGUACACAUCCUAGAAGUACCUUUUCUUCAAAUCAUUGUAACUGACUUCCUGUAAAGGCAGUUUGAAUUGGAAUGUUAUUCUCAUUUAAUGUGUUAAAAUAAUUUGCUAUACACACAUAUACAUAUAUAGAUAUGUAGACCCUAUUAUCUCCUCCGUAUAUUAAGCCAACUGUGUGGUGCAUCUUGAAGUCUAAAAGGUAUAGACCAGUGGUUCCCAAACUUUUUCAGAUAACCGCCCCCUUGGUUCCACAAACUCAUGCCCAGUGCCCCCUACCCUACACUAUAAAAAUCAUUAUUCAGAAUAGCGGUUUUCAGCGACCCACUAAGGAAGAUAAUGACAAUAAAAUUCAAAACAGUAACAAUUAAUUGAAUAUUUAUUCAAAAUCCGAAGCACCCUCCGCAGGCUUACCAAGGGAGGGAGGGAAAAGAGAGCGAAUGCCUCUGUUUUGCAGCCGGGGUGGUGGGGCACACCAAGCAGGGUAUGUCUCUUCAUUCGCGUUUUGGUGCUUUUGAAACAUUUCAAUUCAAUUCAGGACUCUUCUUAAACAGUAUUAAUACAUGUGUGGAUUCUUCCCCUAUAUGGCUUGGGACCAAACUACCUUCUCCCAUAAAAAUGUCCCUGGGUUUUAAGACCUUCUGGAGAGGUGCUUUUCGGAAAAGACCACCCCGAGCACCCCCCUGCCACCCCCUUGCCUCUUAACGCCCCCCCCCCCAUGCAAUCCCACCGCCCCCAAGGAAGCGGUACCGCCCACUUUGGGAACCACUGGUAUAGACUAUAUCACAACAUUGGCUGAUAUUAGCUAUACAUUUAUCUGUAUACAUGACUGGCCUCAGGGACAGAAAUGAUCUGUGUGUAUUACUUUUUCAUCACUCUGCCCGAAAAGCUUUGGAAAUGUGCAGCAGAAACAUAGGAAUAAAUUUGCUCAAUUCCAAUCUACAGCCAUAUCAGAAGAGGAAUAAGGCAGUUCUCUAAAGGGCAUAGAAAAGCACUACAGCAUUUCAGCAGUGCAUGGCUAAAUGCUCAUUGAGAACAUUUCUGUAUUUUAACAGAUACCUGCCCAGUGGCAUGUGGAAGUUAGCUGUAGAUGCAAAUUACAAUGGGUUGAAGAAGGGUAAAUUUCCCUGGUUCCACUUCAAUGGAUACAAAAAUACAUUGGAAUAGAAAAUGUUAUGUCAAAUUCACAGGACUGUUAUUCCUCAACACCCCCCUCCCCAUUGUUCAAAGAAGUUGGUAGGUUCCUUCACAAAUUGGACCAAUAACUAUCAUGAUAAAUUAAUUUUAAAGUGAACAAACAACUAGACACAAUUGCACUACUUGGUGUGUGUUUGUCUUUUCUUAAUACAUGAAAAAUUAAUUCAGAAAAGCAGGAGUAAUACAUAAUUGUACAGUGAUCUGCCAAGAUCCUUUAAAAAGCUGAGGGCACAUAGGAGAAUAAUGGAGAAGAAUAGCCUCCACGAGUUAUCCAUAAAGUUCAGUGAUCUGAGUAACCCAGCUUCUUGCAGGUCACAGGAUAGAAUUCUAGUUCUUUAGUCCAGUCGGGGAAUAACCAACCAGAUUCAUCUUGGCAUCAAAUAGAUAUGGAAGUGUCUGGUGGCAUCAGACCACCAAAUGGAAGAGGUCAUUUGCAUUCCCCUUAAUCUUCAAAUCUAGAAGGUAGAAGUUCUUGAUUGGUGCUGUUAGAUUCUGGCAAGUGGCACACUGGUUUCAGAAUAGAUCAUUUUUGGUACUGUUGUUUGUCUCCUCCCCACUCCCUCUUUUCCUCUUUCCUGCCCUCCUACCCCUGACACCUACUUGACCUUUAUAUUUGUUUCAGGUUUUGUAUGUUUUAUUAGAAAAAGACUGUAAAAUAGCCACUUAAGACACUUUACCUCCUCAGUAUGCAAAUGUAAAUACAUGUAAUAUAGGAAAGAAAACUUUUGUUUUAAUAUAAGAAUGAGGCUGUCCAAUUUUCUGUUGUAUAUUAUUAAAAGUUUGUUUUUAUUCA